AUGGAAGAGUUGCAAACCUAUGGAAGUUCAAACUCAAGCAAUGGUGACAACCAAAUCAGUGAUGAGAAGGUUUUCGACAACAAAGAUGAAUUGCUCACUUGGAUACGUGACAUUGGAAGGAGAAAUGGCAUUGUUAUAAUUAUAAGGACGUCGGACUAUGGUGGCAGUCAUAAGAGACCAAGAAUUUAUCUUGCUUGUGAGUGGAGUGGGACGUAUAGAUUGCGUAAAAAGUUGAAAAAUGGCCCAAAAGACUUAUUGAGACAAACUGGUACGAAGAAGUGCGAAUGUCCAUUUGAUUUGAGGGCAUUCAAGUUGAAAACAAACGAUGAAUUGACAUUGAAUGAAGUUUGCGGGCUGCAUAAUCAUCCAGCUGCGGAGCAUCUCCAAGGACAUUCAUAUGCAAGGAGAUUGUCAGCUAAUGAAAAGUCACUAUUAGUUGAUAUGUCAAAGAGCCUAGUAAGACCAAAAGAGAUACUCAUUACACUCAAACAGAGGGAUGCCCUUAAUAUGAGCACAAUGAAAACAGUUUACAAUGUACGACAUCGAUGUAAGGUUCUACAGAAAGCUGGUAGAUCCCAGAUGCAACAACUGCUGGGUGAAUUAGCGAAACAUAAGUACAUUGAGCGUCAUUAA
Molecule: messenger RNA, 633 nt
Organism: Camellia sinensis
Lineage: Eukaryota; Viridiplantae; Streptophyta; Magnoliopsida; Ericales; Theaceae
Biological process (GO): cellular response to iron ion starvation; positive regulation of transcription by RNA polymerase II
Molecular function (GO): DNA-binding transcription factor activity, RNA polymerase II-specific
Source: RefSeq, a predicted model, not a curated record